Nicotiana tabacum (common tobacco) is the source of this 634-nucleotide messenger RNA. Its product is annotated as snakin-2. Lineage: Eukaryota; Viridiplantae; Streptophyta; Magnoliopsida; Solanales; Solanaceae. The record is from RefSeq and is a predicted model, not a curated record.
CUUCUCAAGUCACACUAAAAUAUUAAGCUUUAAACAAAUUUCCAUUACUUCUAAAGAAUUUCAAACUUCCAAUGGCCAUUUCUAAAACUCUCUUUGUUUCAUUAGUUCUCUCCUUGCUCCUCCUCGAUCAAGUUCAAUCCAUUCAAACUGAUCAAGUGACCAGCAAUGCUAUUUCUGAAGCCGCUUAUUCCUACCCGAAAAUCGAUUGUGGGGGAGCAUGUAAAGCAAGGUGCCGUUUAUCAUCAAGGCCAAGAUUGUGUAAGAGAGCAUGUGGAACUUGUUGUGCUAGAUGUAACUGUGUUCCUCCUGGCACUUCUGGCAACACUGAAACUUGCCCUUGCUAUGCAAAUAUGACUACUCACGGCAACAGACGCAAAUGCCCUUAAUUUAUUAAUCUUCUUUUUAAAAUCUUCUGCUACUUAUUGUUUUCCUCAGACUAUACUAUAUGGUCCUGUCCAUAUUGUAUCAAUAAACAAAAUGUAGUAAAUGUUUUUACGAUAUUUGUUUUUGUGUCUUUUCUUUUUGAGGAAUUGUGUCCUCUCCUCUUGGUGAGUUAAUACAUUUGUAAUGCUUUGUAUUCUUGUUUGUAUUAUAUGAGAUGUGGAAUAAAUGAAGUUUUGUAUAGUUUUUGAUA